Leptosia nina is the source of this 1260-nucleotide messenger RNA. The record is from the annotation of a GenBank genome assembly. NCBI's taxonomy places the organism in Eukaryota, Metazoa, Arthropoda, Insecta, Lepidoptera, Pieridae.
AUGAAGCUGCUGAAAUUCCACCUGAGGUACUAUCCACCAGGCUUGGUACUGGAGUAUCUUCAAAAAGGCUUGGUGAAAAAUAAAGAUAUUGACCUUUUGGAUUUAAACAGCAACACAGACAUACAGGAUCUGACAAACAAGCUAUUCCAGCGAGAGGUACUGAUCACAGAUGAUGUUAAGGAUCAGCUCGAGCAGUGCCUGGGAACACUUAAAAAGCGUAUUGAGCACGAGGGACCAACAGGCAAACGUUUUUACAUCUACAAGACCCUGGUAACCCAUGUGUUGCCGCUGACUAAUGUGUGCUUUGACAAAGUCGGCGAGAGAUGCCUCUCAGGAAGCUACGAUCGUACUUGUAAAGUGUGGGACGUGGAAUCGGGUCAAGAGUUAAAGACGCUUACGGGACACCAAAAUGUUGUCUAUUCUGUUGCAUUUAAUUUUCCAGCAUGUAACCGCGUGAUAACCGGUUCGUUUGACAAAACGGCAAAAAUCUGGAAACCAGAAACUGGAGAAUGCCUAGAGACUUUAUGGGGCCACACUGGUGAAGUGGUCGCAGCGCAGUUCAGCACUAAAGGGGACUAUGCGGCUACCGGAUCGAUGGAUAACACUGCAAAGCUGUUCGAUGUUAAAACGGGUUCCGAGAUCAACACUUACGUGGGCCAUACAGCCGAAGUGAUAGCACUUCAGUUUGAUCCAAAUGAAGGUCAGCGUCUCAUCACUGGAUCAUUUGACGGAACCAUCUCCAUAUGGGACACAAGGCUAAAAGAUCGCGUAUCAGUUCUAAGAGGUCACGAAGGUGAGAUUUCCAAUGUGCAAUUUAAUUGGGACAGCUCAUUGGUAGGAUCCUCGUCUCUGGACGGCAGUGCGAAGCUCUGGGACGCGAGAAAGACUGAAUGUUUAGCUACAGUUUCAGGACAUACGGACGAGGUCCUAGAUAUAUGCUUCGACUGGGCUGGUCAACGGAUGGCCACAUCGUCCAGUGACUGUUCAGCUCGUAUUUAUGACGUGCGAUCCGAUUUCAAGGAACUGGCGGUCAUGCGAGGACAUAGGGAGGAGGUUUCGAAGGUGUGCUUUAGUCCGGCUGGUGGGUGUCUCCUGACUGCUUCUGCAGAUCGUAGUGCUAGGGUAUGGAAUACGAAUACUGGGAAUUGCUUACAGGUUCUCUCAGGCCAUUGUGGGGAGAUAUUCUCUUGCGCCUUUUCGUAUGCUGGAGACGCCAUCAUCACUGCAUCCAAGGACAACACGUGCCGGAUCUGGCGGUGA